This is a messenger RNA of Nicotiana tabacum (common tobacco), 1374 nucleotides long. The record is from RefSeq and is a predicted model, not a curated record. Lineage: Eukaryota; Viridiplantae; Streptophyta; Magnoliopsida; Solanales; Solanaceae.
AUGGGACCAGCAGGACGGGAUUCACGCUCUAAACAAGAAAAUCCAAGGUAUGGUUCUAGAUCAAGAGAUAGAGACGCGGGUUCAUCAUCCAAGUUCAGGAAAGAGCGUGAUGAGCGGGACAACAAUGUUAAUAUAAAAUCAAAGAUUGGUGAUUAUAGCUUCUAUAUUAGCACUUCUGAGUUGGUAGCUAUUUUAAAAAGUAUAGAAGUAAACGUUGCACAAAUCAAAGCCAUUGAAGAAAUACUAGACAUACUCACGAGCAAAAAAGAGGUACAGAGGCUGACAGGCAGGAUAUCAGCUUUGGGAAGAUUUAUUUCUAGAUCUUCGGAGAAAAGUUUUAAGUUCUUUUUAGUGUUGAAAAAGAAAAAUCAAUUUGAGUGGAUUGAUGAAUGUCAACAAGCACUCAAGAAUCUAAAAGCAUACUUGUCAAACCCACCAUUAGUGGCUAAACCGAAGGAUGGAGAAAAGCUACCCAUCUAUCUCACCGCAUCAGAAAUGGCGGUAAGUGCAGUACUGGUUUUGGCAGAUUUUAUGGCGGACUUCAGCCCAGGGAUAAUUCUUGAAGUAGAAAAGGAACUACAGGUAUUCAUCAGAUCUAAUCCAGGUACUUGGACCUUAUUUACUGAUGGCGCUUCGAAUGUUAAAGGAGCGGGUUUAGGCAUUAUUCUAAUCUCAUCUUCAGGAGAAACCAUAAGGCAGACAAUAAAGUGCCAUCCCAUUACUAAUAAUGGAGCAGAAUAUGAAGAUGUAAUUGCAGGUCUAAAAUUGGUACGAGAACUCGGAAUAGAGCAGAUUAUAAUCAAAAGUGACUCACAACUUGUAGUUAAUCAAAUGCAGGGGACUUAUACAGCUAAAGAGGCGCGGAUGCAGCAAUAUUUGGAAAAGGCACGAGAAUUACAGACAAUUCCAAUCGUGGAAAAUCGUGCAAAUACCAAGGAGGAAAGUGUGGAAGCAGACGUGUUGGCUAAUCUCGCAUCUGUUGCAGAAGUAACAAAUGAAGAAAAUGCUACCUACGGGAUUUUAGCUGAUGAUAAGAAAAAGGCUCAGUCACUUCGACAAAAAUUUGCCCAUUAUUGUUUGAUUCUUGUCAACCUGUAUCGAAAGAUGUUCGGAGGUCCUUUAGAAAGAUGUCACGGACCUUCUCAAACAGAAUAUAUGGUGAGAGAUGUACAUGAGGGACACUAUGGAAAUCAUGCAGUAGAAAGAUCCUUGGUAAAACUUCUAAUUAGAGCAGGAUAUUAUUGGCCAAAAAUGGAAGAAGAUGCGGAAAGUUUUCUGGCCAAGUAUGACAAAUGCCAACGAUAUGGAAACAACAUGCAUUGCCCAGUAGAGCUAUUACAUCCGGUUAUUUCACCAUGGCCUUUUAUGAAAUAA